UGGAGAGCUGACAGUAUAAAGCAGAGCUCUGCCCUGGUGACCACUGCAAGAGACCAACACCAGCUUCCCCACCCUGGAGAAGGCCUAGAUCAGGAAACUGAGACCCACAAAGGGAAACCAACUUGCCGAGGCUCACCUCCAACAUGCAGAUUCCUGCCAUGCUGUCUCUGCUGCUUGUUGUGUCUGUGAGCCUCAUGGAUGCCCUUCAGGGUGACAGGGCUUCAUCGUCUCUCCCCCAGGUGCGGAGGCACCCCAUCACACGACGGGACCUCUUCUCUCAGGAAAUACCCCUGGACAUGGCCCUGGCCUCCUUUGACGACCAGUACGCGGGCUGUGCAGCGGCCAUGAGAGCUGCCCUCCCGGAACUCAACCACACAGAGUUCCAGGCCAACAGAGUCUACGCGGACGGCUGGGCGCUGGCCAGCAGCCAGUGGCAGGAGCGCCAGGCCUGGGGGCCAGUGUGGGGCCUCAGCGCUACUCGGCCGCCUCCGGCGCCCCCUGGCUUCCAGGAUGCGCAUGGGGUGGCACUCCUGGCCUACACCGCCAACAGCCCCCUGCACAAGGAGUUCAACGCAGCCGUGCGCGAGGCGGGCCGCUCCCGGGCCCACUACCUCCAGCACUUCUCCUUCAAGACACUCCAUUUCCUACUCACAGAGGCCCUGCAGCUGCUGGGCACAGGCCAGCGUCCACCCCGGUGCCACCAGGUGUACCGAGGGGUGCAUGGCCUGCGUUUCCGGCCUGCAGGGCCCGGGGCAACAGUAAGGCUGGGGGGCUUUGCUUCUGCAUCCCUGCAGAAUGUCGCAGCCCAGCAGUUUGGACAGGACACCUUCUUUGGCAUCUGGACCUGCCUAGGGGCUCCUAUCAGAGGCUACUCCUUCUUCCCUGGAGAGGAAGAGGUGCUGAUCCCGCCCUUUGAGACCUUCCAGGUGAUCAAUGCCAGCCGACCGGCCCAGGGCCCUACCCGCAUCUACCUCCGAGCCCUGGGCAAGCGCAGCAUGUUCAACUGCGAGUAUAUCAAAGACAAGAAGUGCAAAUCUGGGCCCUGCCGUCUGGAUAGCUCAGCCACGCAUCAGGGCUCCCUCUCGGCUGUCUGGUCCCUGCUGCUGUCGCUGUGGUUCCUGGAGGCCCUGCCAGCAAUCCCAGACCUGCUCUGAUCCAUCACACACCAAGCAGCCCCGCCUGAGCCUCUGCCGGGCGGAGGACGUUGGCCACGCGUGUGCUCUAAGUGUGCUCCGGCUCCCUGGUAAACCCAUCUGCGGCUGCCGGACCUCUGGUGGAGAUACAGGAGAGAAUGUGGGGCCUAAACCUCGGGCUCCAGGAGCAAGCCUCUCACUGGAGGUGCGAGGACUCCAGGACAGGCAGCCGCUCACCCAGAGACCUCAACUUAUCGAAAGGUCGCUGGGGUAAGGGAGAGCACUGGGCCAUGGGACUUGUGUGAUUCCAACGCCUCACACGCCUACCUGGACAGCACCCCAUCACGCCUCAGAAAGCCGCUCUGGCCUUUGCCACUGGCUGGGUUCGGAUCCCCGCCUCUGUGUUCCUGUGGGUCCCAGUCCCUGGUUCCUGAGGGCAAGACUAGGUCCGAGGCACAGAGAUGGCACCAGCUGCCAUACGAGUCAGCAAGAAACUGAUGCCUGGAUGACAGAUCCCUGCACUGGCCCUACUUUGACACUUCCCACCUCUCUGAACAUCUGUGUGGGAACGGGGUGGACUGUAUCUAACUCCAGAAGACAAAGACCUGGAGAAAUGCAGAGGGAGAACUGGGCUCUCUCCCGCUAUCCUAGUUAUUUUUCUGCUGAGUUGUAAUCUCUGCUUUGAUCCAUGAGUUCUGAAGCUCUUGUCUGUACAGAUGAACCUGGAUCCUUGACUUCCACCACCACAGGCCCAAGGGGAAGACAGGAUACCCGGGAGGCGCCAGGUGCCCAUUUUCUUUAUUAUGGUGGAGGCUCUGGAGCCAAAUGUCUGUUUGGCCUCCUGCUUUGGAAACAUGAAUUUCCUUCCCUGCGCCCUCAGGCGAGGAUGGCAAGACUAAGUCCUUGCAGCAGCAGCUACCUAGCAAGACAGGAAAUGUAGCGGCUCUGUUUCUGGUACAGUAACUGCACUAACCCCCUUGAGAGCUCUAACUAAAGAGCACCGACAUUGUUCUCCUUUAGGAAUUAGGGGAGUAGUUAGGACACGUAGACAACAAGGAGUCCUACGGACUGUGCAAUCAGUGGUCCUGAAGAGAAGGUGCCCUACUGCGGAGCGGCUGGCUGGCUUCUCUGAGAACCAAACACCUCCUGGGCUUUGCCACCCCUGCCCGGAGGUGCCGUGGCUGCAGCAGCUCCCUGGUACCCAGCCCCAG
Molecule: messenger RNA, 2344 nt
Organism: Chinchilla lanigera (long-tailed chinchilla)
Lineage: Eukaryota; Metazoa; Chordata; Mammalia; Rodentia; Chinchillidae
Gene: Art1
Product: ADP-ribosyltransferase 1
Exons: 5
Coding region: 144-1154 (336 amino acids)
Molecular function (GO): NAD+ poly-ADP-ribosyltransferase activity; NAD+-protein-arginine ADP-ribosyltransferase activity
Source: RefSeq, a predicted model, not a curated record